This is a messenger RNA of Prunus persica (peach), 416 nucleotides long. RefSeq lists its product as uncharacterized. The record is from RefSeq and is a predicted model, not a curated record. NCBI's taxonomy places the organism in Eukaryota, Viridiplantae, Streptophyta, Magnoliopsida, Rosales, Rosaceae. Bases 21 to 416 code for a protein of 131 amino acids. The transcript is spliced from 4 exons.
AGGAAGCUCAACAACGGCUCAUGGAGAUGGAAAGAAAAGGCUUUACUAGUUCUACAAGCACCACUGAACAAGCGCUCAAACAAGAUGGGUCUCCAAAUGAAGCUGUAAAACUGCUCAAGGAGAAGCAUGAAAAAGAAUUUGGGGGAUCAGGGAAAAGAACGGAGCAAGAGCUCCCACAAAACAAAAAAAGUGAGGCCGCAAAUACCAAUGGAACCAACGAUAAGCCCGUGAGCAUUCAUAGGAAUCCAGUUAAAAAAGCAACAAAUAGCCACCAUGUUGGGGUUUUCGAGUGCAACAACCGUGCUCAAGGGACAGGCUGCGACAUUGAAGACAAUGAGGAGUUGGCCAAGAGACUGGUGUGUUUCUUUGUGAGCGUGAUACCAUUGGCAGUGAAAACACACACUCCAACAGACUGA